This is a messenger RNA of Boleophthalmus pectinirostris (great blue-spotted mudskipper), 5288 nucleotides long. RefSeq names its product rab11 family-interacting protein 2. The transcript has 7 exons. Gene Ontology annotation, biological process: regulated exocytosis. The coding region runs from base 356 to 1795 and encodes 479 amino acids. Gene Ontology annotation, molecular function: small GTPase binding. Lineage: Eukaryota; Metazoa; Chordata; Actinopteri; Gobiiformes; Gobiidae. Gene Ontology annotation, cellular component: endosome; phagocytic cup. The record is from RefSeq and is a predicted model, not a curated record.
GUUGCCUUCAGUGCAGCGGGACCGCAAUGGGCAGCAGAAGUGUCCGCUGAAAAUAAAACUUUCGGGGCGCUCUUUGCCUCUUAAAUCACAGCAUGAGGGAAUCAGCAUAGACCAGCUCCUCUGCGCUCAAUGUCUUCCCCAAAUCGGUGAAAAUGACACCGAGAUGACUCAUGAGUGGCUUGGACAUCUGUGCAGCGGCAGAGAAUGAGGCUCACUCAGUCUGACACACCUUUCAUUAUCUGUAUAUAGUCUAAUAUUAUUAACUGACAUGGCCAAUAAAUAGUAGUUAUGUUUACUGCUUUUUGCACAUUCGAAAUAAAUGCAUGAAUUUCUAGUUAUUCUCUAAACACUGACAAUGUCGCUGGGUGAGCAGUCUCAAAAGUGGUUUCCAACCCAUGUCCAAGCCACUGUCCUACAAGCCACUGGUUUAUCUGCGAAGGGCAAAAAUGGCACCAAUGAUGCCUACACCAUUAUACAGCUGGGCAAAGAGAAGUACUCGACAUCUGUGGCAGAGAAGACGCUUAACCCGGUCUGGAGAGAGGAGGCAUCGUUUGAGUUACCCGGACUUUUGGUGGAGGGGAACCCCGAGGUGUACGAACUCGUCCUCAUUGUGAUGCACCGCUCUCUGGUCGGGAUGGACAAGUUCCUGGGGCAAAGGACCAUCAAUCUCAAUGAAAUCUUUGACAACAAGGAGCGAAAGAAAAUUGAUUGGUACCCACUGGAGUCCAAACCAGGCGCCAAGAAGAAGGAGCGUGGCCGGAUCCAGGUCAGUAUCCAGUUCAUGAGGAACAACAUGACGGCCAGCAUGUUCGACCUGUCCAUGAAGGAGAAGCCGCGCUCGCCCUUUUUUAAGCUCAAGAACAAGGUCAAAGGUCGCAAACAUGACAGUGGCUUCUCCGACACUUCCUCUGCCAUCCUGCCCCGCUCUGCCCUGGACUCGGAGCCCAGAGCGCCCGUGGGCCCUCCCUCCGCCCCGGCAGCAGGAGGAAGAUCUGAGCCCAAAGUGAAGAGGCCUCUUUUGGCUGGAGGUCAAAAACUGUCCGCGGCUCACUCCAUGUCGGAUCUGAUCGGGAACAACUUCAGGCCCAAACUGGACUCCAUGAACUCCAUAGAAGAGACUGGAGGCAGCUCAGGUCCUCACCGGCGUACCCAGAGCGAGGUGCCAGACUUCCAGGACAGAGAGGGCCAAGUUGACCCUUUCACUCAUAUCACGGACGCUCUGCCACAGAAGUAUGCCACGCUCCCACGCAAAGGCAACCCGUUUGAAGGCGAGGGGGGCGGGCCGCAGCUGUGGGACCGGCCCAGCAAGGAGAAGAAGGAGAAGGUCAGUCUGCUGGAGAGAGUGACCGGGAAGAAAGAGGGGAAGAAGACGAGCAGCAGCAGCUCCAACGGGGGAAAACUGGGGAGCACCGGAGACCUGCGCACCCCAAACCCCUUCACCAACAACGGGCAGCAGGCAGACACCAACCCCUUCAGCUCCAACUUCAAACCAAGUGACAGGAAAUCCACCGGAAGUGAAGACGGUACAUUUGGACAAAAGAAAGACAAUCAAGACAAGAUGAGAAAAGCUGGGACCCCUGUGGAGAACGCAGCUGCCUACAAGAACCUGUCAUUUGAGGAGGUGGUCCAGGAGCUGAUCAAACAGAAGGAGAUAGUGAAGAAGAAGGACGCCCAUAUAAGGGAGCUGGAGGAUUACAUCGACGACCUGCUGGUCCGCGUCAUGGAGGAGACACCCAGCAUUCUGCGCACGCCAUACGAGGUCAAGAAAAAAGCAGGCAAAUUUGGCAAAAAAUGAAACUAAAGACGGGAGAUAUGACUUGAUAAAAGAAUCUUACACAGUGGGUUGAAUGGGAGCAAAUGGGACUUCUGGACGCCAAAUGUAGUUGAGUUUUUAUGAGUGAAUGUAGGUUUUAUAGACUUUUGAAUGCUUUUAAUGAAUGAAAAGUUGUGGCUUAUACGGCACAAAUGUCAUUCCUUAAAUUCCAGUUUUGUUGCUUCAAAUAUUUUCGGUUGUUUUAAGGUACUAAACUUUACAAAUUAAGUUUUACAAAAUUCUCCUGUAAGCGCAACAAUUACGGUACAAGCACUAGUUGUGCAGGGGUGUAAAAGGUGUAAAAAAAAAAUCAAAGUUUUUUUUUCCUUUACAAUUUUUGGAGACAUUUUGAAAACUUUUUAUUAUUUAUUUCAAGUUAAAAGUGCUGUACCUGAUUUUUCCAGACUUUUUCCAACAUAACAAGUUAAUUUUUAAGAGUUUGCAACAUUCCAGAUUUAUUUCUCACUUCCACAUUUUAAUUAUUUACAUUUAUAAGCUCUUUUCUCAACUUUAACAAACCAGAGCAGAGUUUUGCUUUCACUUUGAAACUAACAAGAACAAUAUUUCUAAUUAAAUGCAAGCAAAAGACUUAUUUUGAUCUGAAGAGCUGCUUUUUUUCUCAAAUACAUGGAAAAAAAUCAGGUACAGGGCCUUUAAGUUUGACAUUAUGCACCUGUAAACUCUAUCAACAUCUUUAUUACAUUUCCAUUUGCAGCUAACGUACAAGAUAAGCAAACUUUUUAACACUAUUGCUACACAAAUUUCUAUGGUACUGAAGAAAACUUUGAAGAUUUUCAAGCCAAAAUGCCUAUGUUUAAAGAACUUGCUUUAGUGAAGCUGUAUUUCGUUUACCAAUGUAGAUUUUGAAGUUAAUAUUUGAUUUGGUUUACGCUGACGUCUUAAAUGAGGCCGUGGUCCUCCCUGCUGCAGAUGCGCUGAACUCUCCCCCUUUGCCCCAAAUGAAUCACUUUAGGUAUGUCUAUUACAGGAAACAGGGCUAUAGAAGGAUAUCACCACAGCAUCUGGUGUGUCUCAACUUUCAUAAAGAAGAGGACAUUUCUACCACUGGAAUCAUGUUAUUUAUGGCCCACUCUCACGUUAAGUGCAAUAAGCGCGUUCCUUUAUAAACUGGUGGUAAUAGUAUUGUUUACAUUUUAAUUAUGUGGUAGAUUUACUCUCAAACCCGGGAGUGUGUGUUGCUGCGUGCAGAUUGAACGACCUUCCUUGUCUAUAGAUGUUUAUAUGUACAAUGCUGCACUUGGAGACUUUUGCAGAACAAUCUUUUGUGAAGGCAUCUCAGUUUAAUCAUGUGUUUAUACGCUGGUGGAACACUGGACCCUACUGCUCGCUACUUUCUACUUUUAAAGCCACAAACAGCUUAGGGUUAUUCCAUUAAUAUAAUUUAGUAUGCUAUUUUUUUCACUUUUUUAUUUAUCAUAUUUAAUGAAUGCCCAGUUGCUUUUUACUUAUCUUAAAAAAAAAAGCGUAUUUGUGAAUGUUAAAUCUGCCAAACUGAAGGUAAAAUUGGCAAACAGAAACCAUUUAAGAUUAUAAUUUUAUUUAAUAAUUUAGAAAUGUAGUAUUUGCAUGAACAUUUAAAAAUUCAUGUUGUAAUUCAUGUUGCCUAAUGAUUGUACAGCUCUCUGCCACAUGUAAAACUUACCGUAUUUUCCGCACCAUAAGCGCGCUCAUAAGCUUCCAAACUCAUCAAAAAAGACUGCGCGUCCCACAAUCCAAAGCGCACUAUACACGAAUCCACUCGGGUGUCCCAGCACGACUUCAGUAAACUACAAAGCCGCACCACCCGCAAUGCACGCAAACACGCACGGAGCAAACAGCGACUGCACAACGAAAAACACCCGGAACCACACUCAUCACUCCAUGCCGACAAGGAAUGGAAUGGAGGAACGAACCAAAAAAGUGAGCGCAAUGUGCCACUUCUAGACACAACUGAACAACUGAGUCACUGCGAAGACGCCAACAAUCCAGAGGUCCCAGACAGCACCCUCCCUACACGCCACAACUGAACAAAGCCCAGAGUCACCGUGAACGCCACAAACAAAGUCCCACUGACCCAUCCAACUGUUGGGUUUCGUUUAAAGUCCGGUGUGGUUUAUUUGUGAAAAAAAGUUUGAAAAUAGACCAUUCAAUGACAGUGCGCCUUAUAAUCCAGAGCACCCUAUAGUGCGGAAAAUAUGGUAAAAUGUACUUAAGUAUUCACUGUAUGGAUGUGUGAUAUUAUUGAAUUUCUUUUCUCAAAAAUGUAAAUUUGAGCUCAAUCAUGAGAGAAAAUGAGUCGCAUUCAGAAUUUCAAUGCUGUCACACACUCCUAAUUCACUUGUGUAGAAAGGCAGUUUUGCAUAGCGUCAUAGGUUUACACUGAUCCUGUAUUUAGCAGCUUCAUGCUCAGUGUUAAAAUGUGCUUUGUACAAACAGUGAUCUUGCACUCGAUGUUUUCACUGUUUAAUAUUAUUCACUGCGUUUCUGCCUGUUACCGGGGUUCGUUUGUCGUUAUUCAAAUGGACUUAAAUGUGUUUCCCAUUGUUUAGAGGGGCCUUUACUACGGAAGCCGAGAGAUGUCACAACAAACGCAAACGCCGCAACAAAUACAAAUGCGACAACACAACAAAAAGCCACAACACACCAAAAAAAGCCACAACGGAAAUGACCAUGGGACUCUAUUUUAAUACAAACGCUGCAACAAAAGCAAAUGCCGCAACACAUUAAAAAGCCGCAAAACAUUAAAAAGCCGCAACACAUUAAAAAGCCACAACAGAAGUGACCGCGGGACUCUAUUUUCCGACGGACCAAUCAAGCGGCAAGUGAAGAAGAAGAACUACAACGUGAAAAGCAAAGGAACGGAGAAGUUGGAAACGUAAGUAAAAGUAAUGUAUUGUUUUAUUAUUAUUAUUCUUCACUUGCUGCUUGAUCGGUCCGUCGAAAAAUAGAGUCCCACAGUCACUUCCGUUGUGGCUUUUUGAUGUGUUGUGGCUUUUUAAUAUGUUGCGGCAUUUGCAUUUGGGUUGUGGCGUUUGGUAUUUGUGGCGGCGUUUGCAUUAAAAUAGAGUCCCGUGGUCAUUUUCGUUGUGGCUUUUUUUGGUGUGUUGUGGCUUUUUUUUUUGUUGUGGCUUUUUGUUGUGUUGUCACAUUUGUAUUUGUUGUGGAGGUUGCGUUUGUUGUGACCCCUCUCGGCUUCCGUACUUUACACUGUACUGCACCAAAUCACUACUUAUUUACUGUAUACUAUGUCUUAAUAAUUUAAAUGUAUGAAUGUUUCUCUUUUUAGAACAUUUUUAAAGCUGGAAAUCGCUCAAAUGAAGGUUCAACUUGGGACAUUUGGGCCAAAAAAUUCUGAAUGUAUUUUUUGGCUGUUUGAAUUUUUGUUCCCCUAAACCUUAUUUGCCUUUCAAGUUGGUUCUUCCAAAGAAAUUAUAUUGAUCCUUUGUAACAACUUUAUUACAAGUCCUCAAUAUUU